CCCCCGCUGCGGCCCGCACACACUCGGCUCAGGGCUUCUGACGGAGGAGACCUGUCGUCCUCUCCCCCACCUUUCACAGCUCCUUCACUUUGUCAAACCUCUCUCUUUUCCUUUCAAUGGCCGUGCGUGGCGUGAUUUGCACUCAGCAGCGCAAUAGUUAAUGAGUGCCGGAUGCGCCCUCACUCCAGCAGACCGCUACAGUACGAAGAUGGCGUCGGAGGGAGCCAGCGGAGAGCAGCCUCCUCCGGUACAAACACUGGCAACCGCCGUGCUGGGAAGUGUCGACACGAAAUGUGAGUUCAACAUGGAUAACCUGAGCAAGCCAGAGCUGCUCACCCUGCUGAGUAUCAUGGAGGGAGAGCUGGAGGCCCGCGACCUGGUCAUAGAAGCCCUGAGGGCUCAGAGGAAGGAGGUGUUUCUCCAAGAGCGAUACGGUCACUACAGCCUGACCGACCCCUUCCUGGCACUUCAGAGGGACUUUGAAUGUGGGGUCCCCGGAGGAGACAAGGAGCGGCGGCCCCUAGGCUCCAGCCCCAUCUCCGUCCUGGAGGCCGUCAUGGCCCACUGCAGGAAGAUGCAGGAACGCAUGUCGGCCCAGCUGGCCGCCGCCGAGAGCCGCCAGAAGAGGCUGGAGAUGGAGAAGCUGCAGCUGCAGAGUCUGGAGCAGGAGCACCGCAAGCUGACGGCGCAGCUGAAGGACGAGCGAGAGAAGAACAAGCACAUCGUCAUGAUGUUGGUGCGUGAGUGCAAGCAGCUCGCCACACGGGUGGUGGAGGAGUCGCAGCGCUUUGACGAGCUCCAGGCUCGCCUGGACGAGGAGAGUCGCACCUCUGGCCGGCUGCAGGACGAGCUGAGCAGCGAGCGGCAGCGUAGCCAACAGAUGGAGGCCAAGAUGGAGAAGCAGCUGUCGGAGUUUGACACAGAGCGGGAACAGCUGCGUGCCAGGCUGGGCCGCGAGGAGGUCGAGAGCCACAGUCUGCGGCAGCAGGUGGAGCAGCUCAGGACUGAACAGGGCGAUGCGAAGGAUGGCGCCACUGUCGCCCAGCCUGCUGCUGCCGGAGCAGAACCUGCUGCUGCCACCAGCACACCACCCAAACCUAAAGCUCUGACGUCUGUUUCCGUAGCCACAGAGCCCAUCAGCUCUCGAACAGCGUCUUGCCAAACGGACCUGCCCCCCACUGAGGUGGAGGGUCCCAAGAAGAACCCCCUCACUAUACCCGUCAAACCAACGCCCUCCAACUACGUGGGCCUGAGUCUGCCAAAGACGAGUGGACGAGGGAUCGUCCACAGCAGCUCAGGAGGACUGGCACAGACAGAGAAUGGCUCAGAGGGCCAAGGCCCCCACGGCUUACCCAGCGGAGUCAGCCCCCGUGUCCAGGCAGCCCGCUACAAGUUCCAGGAACAGGACCAAAACGGCACGGCGUCCCAGAGUCCUCCGGCCCGUGACCUCUCCCCCACCAACCGUGACAACUUUGCCGCCAAGCAGCAAGCACGCCACACCGUCACACAGGUCCUUUCACGCUUCACCAGUCCUCCAGCAGGUGGUGGACCCCUGCGUCCAGGCCUGCCCCACUCCGCCUCAGAGGGAGGCCCUUUUCCCGGCCGCCUGAGCCAUCCCAUCGGCAUCAAGUCGCCCACGGUGGCCAGGAUCGACCGGGGAAACCCUCCCCCUAUCCCUCCCAAAAAGCCAGGGCUUUCUCAGACCCCCUCUCCUCCUCACCCACCCAUCAAGGUGGUGGGGGACAGCAGCCGCUCCCCUGGGGCCGGGCUGAAACCGGCCACGCCCCAGCUGCCGCCCAAACCCGCCCUGGACCUGGUCCCAGCCCUGACGGCCUCUCAGGUGGGUGCCUGCCCCCCCUCCCGCUCCCCGGGGCCUGGCCGGGGCCCUCAGCGUCAGCCGGCAGCAGCAUGUGCAGAGUGCCCCCCCGUCAUCAGUCCUGCCACCACUGUCAGUAGCCCCUCCUCCAUAAACCCCCCCUCCACCUCCUCCUCCAUUAGUGCCUCAUCCUCCCGUAGCCCCCGAGCCUCAGCAGGCAGCCCCCUGGCAACAGCAUCAGGCUGGUGUCCCUCCGUAGUCUCCUCUCUAAGCGGCGGAGGGCCUGCUGCCCUGGACGGCGGGCGCCCCCUGCUCCCCCAAGCUGCUUCCCAGGGAAAUGUCACUUUAUUGUCAAUGCUGCUUAACCAACCAGACCCGACCACCAUCACCACCACCACCACCACCACUACCACCUCCACGUCCACCAACACCACCUCUACCGCCAACUCCACCUCUACAUCCGCCAUGGAGGACAAGCCCAAUCAUCUUGACCAAGACCACCACCUCUACCACAACCACCACCAAACCUCUGCCUUGUUUGCUGCUGCUCAGAACGGACACACAGAGUGUGUGAAGCUGCUGCUGUCAUCCGGAUCGCCUGCUGAUGUCUCGGAUGAAAAUGGAUUCACACCUUUACACUUUGCUGCCGCCCACGGCCACAGCAGCUGUGUGGAGGUGCUGCUGUCUGCAGGAGCUGCUGUGGACUCGGCGGCGGCGGGGGGACAGACUUCCCUCUUCCUGGCCUGUGAGGCUGGACAGCUGAACUGCGUCCGUGUCCUGCUGAGCGCCGGAGCCGAUCGCUCGCGCACCACAACGGACGGCUUCACGGCUCUCCACGCAGCGGUGCGCUCCGGACACGUGGACACGCUGCGUCUACUCCUCUGCCACCCAAUUCAGGGUGACACCACUGUGACCCCUGACCCCCCCGCCACCCUGGCGCUGCCUGCUGCCCUGCUGAACCACGCCAACAGUGACGGCUGGACGGCUGCACACAUGGCUGCCGCCCUGGGCCUCAAGGACUGUCUGGAGGUGCUGUGCAGCCACAGUGAACAGGACAUCGAGAGGAGGGAUAAGUGUAAUCGCACCAUUCAUGACGUGGCGACUGAUGACUGCAAAGAUCUACUUGAAAACCUCCACUCGUACCGGGUCCUGGUGCGUCUCCAGUGUUCAGGUGGAGGAGGAGCGGGAUCCAUGUGUCCCGUGGAGGCCCUGGAGGAGGAGGCGAAGGGCGUCACCAGCAGCCAGUUGGUGCUGGGGAGAGUCUCUGUGGACCGGUCGAUGCGUUGGUGUCAGCUGGGCUCCACCCUCAGACACGCCUUCACCUCCUACCUCCAGACUGUCUGUGGGGAGUCUCUGAUGGCCAGGGAGGAGGCGCCACGCCCACCGCUAGGCCUCAGUCCCGCCAGUGUCGCCUCCAUCCUUAUUGGUGACACCGAGUGGUUGCCAGAUCAGGAGCUGCCUCUAUCCCCCUGGGACCUGGUCAGAAAGCCCCUCAGCCAGCGCAUCACCAUCCGCCUCAAAGGUCUGUCUGAGUCGUGUCUCGAUGAGCUGGCUCUGGAAUACCUCUUCCCUCUGCCGCUGCUGCACAACUACGUCCGCCUGGUGGAACAGUACGGGAACCUCAUCUUUCACGGGCUGGAGGGCAGCUGUCAGGAGUACAUCGCCAGUCUGGUCGCUCACUGCAUCAAGUCGAAGCAGGAGGCAGGGGGGCUCGGCUGUGACGUGGUGAGGGUAGAGGUGGAGGAGAGCCUGACCAAAGAGCAGCUGCUGGAGACUUUCAUCAGCUGUGGUUUCCUGGUGCCAGCGGUGGGGUCAGGGGUCGGGGUUCCAGGUGGUCGCACCACUCACUGUGUGGUGGUGCUGCUGGAGGGACUCGAGAAGGCUUCAUCCCUAACAGGCCUGCUGGGCGACCUCUGCCAUAGUCUGGACAACAGGGGCUCUGCCUCACCCCUGGUCCUAAACACUGGUCCCCACCACUUCCACGAAGGCAGCUUCCUGAUUGCGACGCUGUCGAAGCCCCGCCUGCAGGGAUCGGAGCUCCGCCUGCAGCAGCAUUUCCGCUGGGUAACACUGCGCUGGGAUCAGGAGCCGCUGCAAGGCCUGCUGGGAAGACACCUCCGCAGGAAGCUGCUUCAUAAGGUGGGGACGGCAGUUUGGACACCUGAUGGCGUCAUGGAGCGGUCGGUGUUGUGGGUGAGUCAGGUUUGGCAGCAGCUCAACGCCUGUCUGUCCCGUCUGGGGACCCAUGAGGCUUUGCUGGGCCCGCAGCUCUUCCUGUCCUGCCCUGUGGUCCCAAACAACACACAGGCAGUCGUCAGGUGGCUGGCUCGCCUCUGGAAUGCCGUGGUGGUCCCCCGUGUGGAAGAGGCCAUCAUCUUACGGGUAACAGCCAGGCACCCCACCACCACCACCUCCUCCUCCUCCUCCUCCUCCUCCUCGCCGUCGUUGUCGCAGCGACCGUCUCCUAGCAACUGUGGGCUGAGUGCCGGGCAGCAGGCUGUGGUGAAAGCCGCCCUCAGCAUCCUGGUCAACAAGGCUGUUCUCCAGGGCUGCCCUCUGCCGCGGCACGAGAUCGACAGGUACCUGCUGGAGUUCAGGGGCGGGACCUUCCCCCUGUCAGCCAUCGGCUCCUAUAAAGGAAGUGGCGGUGGAGGAGGAGGGAGGAAGGGACGGGACAGCGGCAAGUUGAGACGAUCCAACACCAGCCCUCGGAAGAAGGGAGGCCCCGCCUUGAGCUGGAGCUCUGGCGGAUCCUUCAGAGAGGGUUCACUGUCAAGCACUGAUGUCAGCUUCAUCUCCAACGGCAGAGUCCAGAGGGAGCCUGUGGGUCUGUCUGUGUUCUCUGAUGACGAGACUGAUUUAAUCAGAGAGCUGCAGACCAUGUGCUCCAGCAAGUCAGAGCCAGACAUCAGCAAGAUCUCUCAGGCCAAAGACGACUUGAUCCUGUUCUCCAGCUCACCCAGCGAAGCGACGCCGCCCCACAAGGCCGAGCAGGAAACCGCAGUCCAGCAGCGACCGCAGACGACCGUCGUCCGUCAGUCCAGCCGCAGCUCCAGCCAGGCAGCCGUCCAGAGCAGCGACCGACGCUCAGGCCCCCGCGCCAAAUCGCAGCUCCCCGUCCCCAGCAGCAGGGGGCAGCAGCAGACACGAGCCUCCACUGCUGCCUCCAGCAGCAACAAUAACGGCAGCAGCAGCAGCAGCAGCAGCCCCAGCCGAACCCAGACGCCCCCCAGCCGCAGCAGAACCUCCAACAGCAGCAGCAGCAGCAGAACAAAGCAGGCUCCUCCCAGCAGCAACAACAACUACUACCGCAACAGCAUCAACGACAACAACCAAUCACACGAGGACAUCUGGAUCCUCCACAGAGACCUGCAUGAAAACAACAACAACAGCAAGUAGACAUCCCCCCCCCCCCCCCUCCGCCCCUCUGCCCUCCGCCCCUCCGCCCCUCCGCCCCCGCCCUCCCUGAUUCCGCUGUGAAAACCUCCCUCCAUGAUGUAAAGACUAGGUACCUGACGACCUUUGACUUUUAGUAUUUGUACUUGUUAUCCGUACUUGUUACACUGUACUACAGUUGUGUACUUGGGGACCAUAGUUUUAUUCUAUCACAGUAUUUGAAGUAUUUGUUUGGUUUGACUUUAAGUGGGGAGAAAACAGCCGAAGGUAACGCAGCAGCAGGUUACUUUUACUGUUGCCUUAUUCCAGUGUUUCAACCUGCGUAUUCUGGGACAGUGUUCAGUCGAUGACAUGCGGUGGAAGAAUUUACUGAAAUAAGUUGUGACAUAAAGUAUUUGACAGGUGGAAACUGCCUCAAAACAGAAGUGACACAGUGUUUUUGUGUUCUUAAAGUGGAAUACUGAACUGGUGCGACUGGUAUAAGGCCAUCGAAGAGUAACUGGAGGUUCUUACAGGUUGUUACCUUUUAGUGAAACGUGUUUUUUGGAUCAAAGAAAGAAACAAGCAGGUUUUUAUUUUUCUUUUUUUGUUGUUUUUGCUAUUAAGUAUUUUGAGAUAUUCAAGUGUUUUAUCUUUAAAUAGUUGCAAGGUUGGUUUAAAUACUGUUGAAAUUAAUCAGGGUUUUACCAAAUAUAUUUGUAAAUAAGAAUUAGUAAGUUUAAAUGCUCUAUAGAUUGGUGUAUGUGGUACAGUAUGACGCUUGUACAGUGACGAAACCUUAAAGCAAAACUGCUGAAAAAAACAAACUUGUACAUAGUGUUUGUAAAACGAGUUUGGUUCUGAACCCUUCACUUGUUUCAGAGUGACGGGCCGUGGCAAUAAGUAAUAGAACUGUAUAAACACAGGAUGUCCUAUCAACUGUAAGCCAUAAUAAAUAUUUUAAAUGC
Molecule: messenger RNA, 6159 nt
Organism: Epinephelus moara (kelp grouper)
Lineage: Eukaryota; Metazoa; Chordata; Actinopteri; Perciformes; Serranidae
Gene: cttnbp2
Product: cortactin binding protein 2
Exons: 23
Coding region: 161-5215 (1684 amino acids)
Biological process (GO): regulation of synapse organization
Cellular component (GO): glutamatergic synapse
Molecular function (GO): protein binding
Source: RefSeq, a predicted model, not a curated record